CCUUCCUCAUCUUCGUUCAUUCGAUCUUCACCGGCUUCACCAGUCGACUCUCUUACUGCUUAAAAAAGAUUGAAAAUUCUAGACGGCUGAUCUCAGAGAGUUGAGAAGAGCUCGUCUCUUUCUUGCUCUUGAAUCUAUAUGUCUCGGACGUUCACUAUGCGGCACCAACGUCUAGCUGCGGCUGCCUUGCCGGUGCUCCUUGCCCUCGUGUCUCCGGCCGCUGCUCAUUCACACCAUGACGAACUCACAGAGGAGCAGGCCCAUGCGCCUAUUGAUUCUAUUCUGUACAUGCACAUCUUCCUUCAGGCUGCGGUCUGGGGUGUCCUGUUCCCGACCGGUAUGGUGCUUGGAAUCUCAAGAAGUCGGUGGCAUGUCCCUUUGCAGAGCGCAGGCUUUGCGUUGACCAUCGCCGGCUACAUCCUCGGGCAUGCACACGGCGGCCGUGCUUUCCUCGCCGGGGUUCACGGCAUCAUGGCGAACAUCAUGCUCGCUCCUAUCGCACUCCAGCUCAUCCUAGGGAUCUAUCUCAAGCUGCACAUCCAUGAACUGUCCUUACGCCCAUGGGCAGUGCGUGCACACGGUGUCGUGGGCAAGGCCUAUCCGAUUAUUGGCUGGACACAAAUGCUCUUCGGCGCAAUUACUGUCAGGGGAUACUGUCGGGGUGACCAUCUGGGGCAAUGUCUUGCGCACUACAUCAUGGGGAGCGGGUUCAUUGCAUAUGGCACUAUUAUGGCGAUACUGCUCCUUGUGGGUGAGAAUUGGGUAAGGCGGAGUGGGCGGAGUCCGGAGUGGUGGGACUCGUGGGUCAUCAUGCUUUGGGGUAUUGUCAAUACGUUUACCGAGCACCGAGGGUCAGUCUGGUCCGUCAAGGACAUGCAGCAUACCAUCCUAGGGGUACUCUGGUGGACAGGAGGGGGGCUAGGCAUCUUUCUGUCUCGGAACAACCAGCGAUCGGUGUUACCAUCACUAAUAGUCAUCCUCACCGGAUGGGCAAUGUCCGAACACGCUCAAGCGUUGAUGAUAUCCACGAAAGUGCACUCCAUCUUUGGCUACACCCUGAUGCUGGCAGGUGUUGCUCGAAUCAUCGAAGUCUGCUUUAUCGUACCGAAGUUCUACCCGCUCGAUACGGCUGAUGGUGACAGCCACAGCGACCAUACGCUCGCGGACAAUGAAAGGGAGGAAGGAGUCACCCUGGCGUCGGCUGGACGUGCGUUCAGGCAUUUGCCGUCUUUCCUAUUGGUGGCGGCCGGAAUACUGUUCAUGUCCGCAACGGAUGAAGAAAUAGAGUUCGUCAGCGACGAAGGCAUGGACCAUGUCACCUAUGUCCUCAUCAUGUUCAGCAUGUCCUUCAUUCUAUAUUUGUUGAUCGUCUCUCUCAUUCACCUCUACGCCAUGAGUGGGCGCAACGCUGAUGGUGCAACGCAAGAAGCGGAGAACGGCAUCGAGCUUGCGGCAGCGUCAAAGUGGUAUGCUCCUGUGCCCAGUGCGGAUGCUGAUGCGGAGCCGCUUCAUGUGAUUGGGGAUGAUGAAUGAUUUAUAUGCAUGUCUGUUUUAUAUAGUAAUAACAUUGUAACUCGAGAAGCGCCGGCUGUCGCCGGCACCACACCUUGCGACUGGAAAGGCAGGCGCUUGUGAAGUGGAGUGGCGGUACAGGUUUUAUGAGUGGCAGAAAGGGGCAUUAGGCGGCAACGUUUUUAUUUUGUAAGGUAUUCCGAUGUGGAAGUGAGAGGUGGAGAGUCAAAAUGAUAUAGGCCCAGCAGUAUUAUACAUGCU
Messenger RNA from Laetiporus sulphureus 93-53, 1773 nucleotides. RefSeq lists its product as uncharacterized. NCBI's taxonomy places the organism in Eukaryota, Fungi, Basidiomycota, Agaricomycetes, Polyporales, Laetiporaceae. The transcript is spliced from 13 exons. The coding region runs from base 139 to 1533 and encodes 464 amino acids. The record is from RefSeq and is a predicted model, not a curated record.